Molecule: messenger RNA, 1059 nt
Organism: Pseudoliparis swirei
Lineage: Eukaryota; Metazoa; Chordata; Actinopteri; Perciformes; Liparidae
Product: stonustoxin subunit alpha-like
Exons: 3
Coding region: 134-730 (198 amino acids)
Molecular function (GO): protein binding
Source: RefSeq, a predicted model, not a curated record
AUAAAGUUGACUUCCUGGAGUAAAAAGUGUUGAAAACGGAAAGCCAGACCAAAUAAGAAAAUGUAAACUCAGGUUUGAUUCAUUUUAAAAGAGACACAGUUUUCCCGGUUUCCGGGAGACACUUGUUACAGCAAUGGAAGAGAGACACAGCUCGACAAUGAGCGAUGAACCUCAGACGAGAGCAGACUUCUUAAAAUAUUACCGUCGCCUCACCCUGGACUCGAACACGGCGUACAGAGAGAUGGUUCUGUCUGAGGGGAACCGAAAGGUGGAGCUCACAGAUAUAGUCCAGGAGUACCCCGAACACCCGGACAGGUUCUCUCACCUCUACCAGGUGCUGUGUGAAGAGGGUCUGUCCGGACGCUGCUACUGGGAGGUGGAGUUCAAAGGCUCUGUUGAAAUAGCGAUGGCGUACAAAGAUCUUGGCAGAUCGGACUAUUACGCCGAGUGUGCGUUCGGCUGCAACGACAAAUCCUGGAGUUUGGACAUAAACGGCAACACGAAGUGUUUCAGACACGGGGAUGAGGAGACGGCGGUGCCGGAGCCCCGGUCCUCCAGAGUGGGCGUGUACCUCGAUCACAAGGCGGGUAGCCUGACCUACUACUGCGUCUGUGACACGGCGCUGCAGCUGCUGCACAGAGAAGAAACCACGUUCACGAAGCCGCUCUACCCCGGACUGUGGGUCAUAGACUCCGCCCAGCUGUGUGACCUGGAGGAGAGUUCCAGUUGAACAAUGUCAUGUGAUCCAGGGCAAUCCGGGGCGCCCUUCCAGAGGAUAAAACGCGAUGCAACCCUACGGUGGAUUUCAACAAAUCACGAUAAUAAUGGUACAUGGACAACACCGAUAUAACUUCAAUGGAGUUUAUUACAACUUCAUUUGAUUCAGAAGUAUCUGAACAAAUACAUCCCUUCAUUUCUAUUUUUGGCACUUAUUUUCAAAGUAACAGACCGCCGGUGUAGUAAUGGGCAUGAUUCAUGAUUGAAAGGGCCUCAUUCGAGUCUCCAAAUGGUAACACAUGUGAAAUGUCCAGGAACAAUAAACUCCCUCCCAGCAAAUUA